AUGCCCUAUGGGGAAGAUGGCAAGAUCCUCCCUUACGAAAGCAUCCGGAAGCCUUAUUUCCAAGAGGAGCUGAACAUCCUUUACGUCGCCAUCACCAGGGCCAAGCGCUGGCUCAGGCUGUCUGCUGACGUGGCAAAGCUCUUGGCAGACUUGGAUGCAACUGUCCGCAAGGGAGAUGCCGCCAGAUGGAAACUGUUUGAGGAUGAGCUGCGCUUCAACCAAGAAUUCGAGGUGAGUGCGGAGACUGUGCCGUUUCCGAAAGGUCCUCCACACAACAUUCUGGCCCUUCCUGACUCCCUGACGGUUGAGGAGGCUCAGAGGAUCAUCGGAGAGGCUUUGCUUCGCUGGCAUCCGGACAAGUUCCUGGCUUUGCUGGGAGACCGUGUUGAGCGCGACCAGCAGAAGCCCGGGGGACGCUUGCGCGAGAAGCUGGGCGAGGUGACACGCGAGCUUCUGGAGAUGCGGAAGAGCUACUCAUUGGGUGGUGAAGCCGCCCGGUCUGAGACCCACUGCCUCGUUUGCUUCGAGGAAGAGACC
Molecule: messenger RNA, 537 nt
Organism: Symbiodinium pilosum
Lineage: Eukaryota; Dinophyceae; Suessiales; Symbiodiniaceae
Source: the annotation of a GenBank genome assembly